Messenger RNA from Amborella trichopoda, 1125 nucleotides. Its product is annotated as GDSL esterase/lipase At5g14450. The record is from RefSeq and is a predicted model, not a curated record. NCBI's taxonomy places the organism in Eukaryota, Viridiplantae, Streptophyta, Magnoliopsida, Amborellales, Amborellaceae. Gene Ontology annotation, molecular function: hydrolase activity, acting on ester bonds.
UUUGCUUUUGGGUGUGGCUUGGAAUGGAGAAGAGAGAAUGGCGAUUAUGGGGGUUGCUGCAAAGUGUGAAUUCCCUGCAAUUUUCAACUUUGGAGAUUCAAACUCUGAUACAGGCGGCCUUUCUGCGUCUUUUAACGAGGUUUCCCCUCCUCACGGUGAGACCUUCUUCAGCAAGCCUAUGGGGAGGAUGUGCGACGGCCGUUUGUUGAUAGAUUUCAUUGCUGAGAGCUUGGGAUUGCCAUACUUGACUGCAUACUUAGACUCUUUGGGGGACGGUUUUCAGCAUGGUGCGAAUUUCGCAACAGCUGGGUCCACAAUUCGACCACAAAAUGUCACUUUGUUUGACGGUGGGGUGAGCCCCUUCUCCUUGAACAUACAAAUGUCACAAUUCAACCAGUUCAAAUCUAGAUCAGACGCCCUUUACUUCAAAGAGAAUGCAGUAAAGGGAAACGUCCCAGCGCCUGAGGACUUCUCCAAGGCAUUUUAUACUUUUGACAUAGGCCAAAAUGAUCUUGGUGCUGGAUUCCGAGCUACGUCAGACGAUCAAGUUCGAGCUUCGAUCCCCAAUAUCCUCGCCGGCCUGUCACAAGCAAUCCAAUUUCUCUAUGGACAAGGGGCACGAACUUUUUGGAUUCAUAACACUGGUCCAAUUGGGUGCCUACCAAUUUCAGUUAUAUAUUAUCCUUUGAAGCCCCAGAAUAUUGAUAAAUAUGGUUGUGUAUACACACAAAACGACGUGGCUCAAGAGUACAAUAGGCAACUCAAAGUAAUGGUUUACCAGCUUAGGAAUCAACUCCCUCUUGCUGCACUCACUUAUGUGGAUGUCUACUCCGCCAAAUUUUACCUCAUCACUCAUGCCAACGAGCAAGGAUUUGUUGAUCCACUGAAGUUCUGUUGUGGAUUUGGGAAGGACGGCUACAAUGCUUGGUGUGGAACGUCAACAUAUGUGAAUGGGAGUACGGUUUAUGAUGUAUGUGAUAAGGCAUCAAUGUAUGUGAGUUGGGAUGGGACUCACUACUCCGAAGCCGCAAACCGUUGGAUAGCAAACGACAUCUUCAACGGCCAAUUAUCAGAACCUCCACUUCCAUUGAUUCAAGCUUGCCAACGGUCUCCAUAAAACCCGAA